Messenger RNA from Exophiala oligosperma, 1943 nucleotides. RefSeq lists its product as uncharacterized. Bases 352 to 1536 code for a protein of 394 amino acids. The transcript has a single exon. The record is from RefSeq and is a predicted model, not a curated record. NCBI's taxonomy places the organism in Eukaryota, Fungi, Ascomycota, Eurotiomycetes, Chaetothyriales, Herpotrichiellaceae.
UCAAACUGCGAUUUUCCAAAACCCCAACUCUUCAAUCUGAACCAGUAUCUGCUCAAACUGCUGCUCCUCCCGUUACCUCUGAUCUUUCCAUCUUGUCCAGCGUUUUUCGACACUGCUCUUCUUGUUUCCAUCUCCACAUCCUCUGUCUCCUGUGAGACGCGCGGUUCGCCAGACCAUCGCCCACACUGUGUGUCACCGGCAUCCUCACCAAUCUUUGAGCGCCAGAGUCAAUCUUAGCCACCGCCAGCGCAGGCCAUGAGCCUCUGGCACGAUUUCCAUCUUCCGUCUCCCUUCAUUGGGUAUUCUUGCAGCCAGAUUUCCUGUCGUCAGAUGCGUUGUUUUUCUUAAACCAUGGACAGUCGAACAGACACGUCUUCAUCAGGCCGCUUUGCCGGACAAUGGGCUUUUCUUACGUCGUCUUCAAAUCAUGGACAAACAAGGUCACUUCCGCAAACCUCGAGCUACCUGCGCAGCGACCGUAGCAAUGUCUCGCCAUUCCUGCAUAUCCAGCAACUCAACGCCUCCCGAUCCAGUUUGUCCAGAAAUGCCCAGACCAGGUCGGUGGGCGGGCAGAGCACCACCACCAUUCCUUCUCAACCGGUCCUCGUUCGCGUUCAUUCUGCCAGCGCCUCUAUCCAAAUCCACCCUGAAACACGGCCCAGGAAACUCAAAGAGAAGAUGAGCAAAGACUCUGAAUUGCCAGCAAUUCAUGAGUACAGCAUACGAGGCAUUCUGGCAGCAGUUCAUGAAGAGGUGGAUGACGAUAUCAAUGCAAUAUCUGAAAUCCUGGGGAGGAGCAGACUAGUUCUGGCCGACCAACAUGAAAGCCACUUGCCUCCUCAAGGUGAGAUCAGAGCUUCUCAGAAUCAAUUACAGGUUGUGGCGGAAGCUGGCAUAAGCAACGAAAGGCUGACGCCGGCGGACGAUGUGCUCAUUCUGACAGAAGACGCAAGUCUCGUGGGGGAAAGUCAUCCAGGAUCUUCCGCUUUUGGACUCAUGGAAAGAAUGCAAGUAAAUCCACGCCGCAUGGCCGGAGUGUCUGAUGCUGCAGGGCAAGCCGUUUCUCAGCCUCCGUUCACGUCCAACUGCCACCAACCGACGCCUGAGAUGUCGCCUGCUGCUGGUCAAGCCCAUGACCGAGCUGCUACAGCUGCGGCAGCACAGUCAUCUCGACGACUGCUUUCAAGCCAGCUCCGGGAAAGUCAAGAUGUUCGAUCGUUGUCAAGAAGCACAGAUCCCGUGGUAUGCGAGACCUACCUAUCCCCAGGUGCAGAUUCAGUCACUCUGCCAGACCCAUCCCCAGUACCCGGAGACGUGCCCUACACGCUCGACGGCCAUGAUGGCAAUGAACUUUUGGGCGAUACAUUGCCUGCCACACCCCCACGCCGGACAUUUCUUAACCGGUUAUGGUCACUGGUACCAACAGAGGACAUCACCAGACUGUUUUCCUGGACGAAGGGUCGAAGAGAGCGUGUGGUGACUGCAGAAUCCCAGUUGAGAGAUAUUAUGGACCGGCAAGAACAGAGACACCAAUGAUGCAACGAUUUUUACGAUAUUAACGAUGUUGACGACAAUAAUGAUGAUUUAUACUACUAGCUAUUGAUUGAUUUUAAUCAGCACUGUCUUGGUCUCCAAGAAAUUGUUCAGACUGUGUCCGAGACCUUCUCUGCCGCUACCACUGCUCUUGUAUCCGCCAAACGGCAUGUCUUUAGCGAGCGUCGGACUCGUGCAAUUGACACCAACUGUACCAGCUUCCAAAGCCUUCGCAAAUCGCAUAGCCCUGUUGAUGUCGGUGGUAUAAACUGCCGCGUACAACCCAAACUCACUAUCAUUCGCCUUGGCGAUGACCUCUUCCUCUGUCUUGAAAGUGUUGAUGUUCACAACAGGGCCGAAAAUCUCUUCCUUCAUGAUGACUGCAUCUUCGGGGGUUCGGAGGAAAAUAC